AUGUUGGGAGUGGAGAUGUACCCAAGUUUAGGCCUUGGUGGUCAAAGACUUGGAGACUGCUAUUACACAGACCGGGACACGCCGGCCCACGUGCCCCUUUACCCGACGUCGUGUGACAUGGCGGCUCGGAGUCUGCCCCCUCGCUUGCUGGCCCCGCCGCCUGCGAAGAGGGAUGCGUUCGGGAAAGGCGAGGACGCGGUGAAGAUAGAGCUGGAGAACAUGUCGUUGUGGAAACAGUUCAGCACCGUCGGGACAGAGAUGAUCAUCACUAAGAAGGGAAGACGGAUGUUCCCCCAGCUGAAGGUAAAGCUGUCAGGUUUGAAUCCCUCUCAGCGAUACAUCCUCCUGUUGGACCUCACACCAGUGGACUCCUUUCGCUACCGCUUCCAAGACGACAGCUGGCAGGUGGUGGGUGGAGCAGAAGCUCGACUUCCAGACCGGGUGUUUAUCCAUCCGGAUUCGCCAGCCACCGGUGAACACUGGCAAAACCGGACCAUAUCGUUCCACCGAGCCAAACUGACCAAUAACACGCUGGACUCGCAAGGAUAUAUCAUCCUUCAUUCUCUGCACAAGUACCAAGCACGGGUCCAUGUCAUUGAAGCCAGAGAUGUUCUGAUGUGGGGAGGCGCUCAACACACCUUUACCUUUCCUGAGACCCAGUUCAUCACUGUUACAGCCUACCAGAACAACAGGAUAACUGAGCUGAAGAUCAACUCCAAUCCCUUCGCAAAAGGAUUCAGGGAGAAUGGCCUGAACAGCAAAAAACAAAGAGAAGCAAGGCAGAAAAGAAAGCUGAACCAUCAUGAGGAACCUUUAGAUAUAGAAUCAUGCGACCCAUGUGACUCCACCGAAGUGAUUCCGCAAACCAUGGCCCUGGAGAGCACCAAUCUAGCUUUAUCCGAUUCGGGCUUCUGCUCUGAUGUACCGUCUUUCUCAGAUCAGACGGGACAGCAGCAUAGCUCGGGACAAGCCUUUCUGAGCUCCCAGAUUGCUCGGCUGUCUGAAAUCUCGGUGGAGAACCAACCGCAGUCGACCACCAACGAUGAAGUCAACGCUGGAAUGCUUGAGGAGAUCAUGCCCAUCAGCCUUGCCAAAUAUGGCAUGUUUCUGGUUUGUGUCUUGUGGGAACUCUGGAUGAGCAAGCUGACUCAGAGGUGGAUCAUGCCCAUCAGCCUUGCCAAAUAUGGCAUGUUUCUGGUUUGUGUCUUGUGGGAACUCUGGAUGAGCAAGCUGACCCAGAGGAUCAUGCCCAUCAGCCUUGCCAAAUAUGGCAUGUUUCUGGUUUGUGUCUUGUGGGAACUCUGGAUGAGCAAGCUGACCCAGAGGUCUUCCCAGAUGAUAGGCCUUUCCUCAUACAACCCAUUUACGACCACCUCUUCGAUUACAUCCACAUCUCAUCUACCGGUGCCUCAUCCUCAACCUUCAUCUCUGUGUAAUUUACAAUCCUCCCAUUCCAAUCCAUCUGAAGGAAUUACAAAUUAUUCCACGGUUACUUCAUCCCACUAUACCAGCCUAGAUUCCUCCUCUCCAAUCAACUCCUCCACCUCACCCCAAGGCUCCACGCAUCCCGCCGUCUGUCACACCUCAUCGUCCUACCACUCGGUUCUUCCAUCCCGAGACAACAACCUCACAAGUCCUCACACACCUACGAACCCUCCGUUCCAGUCUCUUCCUCAAGCGUCCUGUCAGUCCACAACAAUCAACAGUUGUCCUUCAGGUCUCUCUAUGGAUGCUGCUCAGAACCAAGCAAUCGAUGGAGGUCUAGGCUCUACCAAUUCCACCCCUUCUGGUGUCGAUGUCUCCACCCCGACUGCCUUCCCCUUUCCACCAAUACAGUCCUCGAACAAUUCUGAAUCCACCACCCCUCCGUCUCAAAUCCUACCCCAAACUGCCUUCCCCUUUCCACCAAUACAGUCCACGAACAAUUCUGAUACCCCUCCGUCUCAAAUCCUCGCCCAAACUGCCUUCCCCUUCCCACCGGUGCAGCAGCCAAAUCCUCUCAAUGACUCCUUAGAUUCAAACCCAAUUUCAACAUCUUUUCCUUUCCUUUCUGAGCCAGAAUCCACUUCUACCCCUCUACCUACCCCCCACCCAACCGUCUACAACUUCUCUGUCUUUCCAGAACCCAAGGAACCCAAGUUUCUUCCAUCAAAUGUCCAAGCCCUUGGAAACAUAGCACAAGUCCAGCCCACUCUUCCACAAUCGUUCCCCCCUACUUAUCAACACAUACCUCCUCAAUGUGCCAACCCUUCUCAAAUCCCAGCACAAUCCUUCCCUUCUAUUCCACCCUCCACGGCCACCUUCCUCACCCACCCGGCUCUCCCAAACCACCCUGUUCCCGCAACCCAUCCCCAUCCCCACACCCAGUACCCUGUCCCUUACAACGCCUACCCCCCAGUGGCUCCGUCUGAGCUAGGAUCUUUUUCACAAAUCAAUCCAAAUGCUUCGUAUUUGCCCGAUAUGGUUCUGCACCCUUCCAUUCUCCCUGCGCUGGAUAAUUCCCUCCCCAGUACGGCUGCUUCGAUCUAUAACCCAUUUCCUUCCUACCCUCUCCGGCUGUGCCAGGACCCCCGAUCCUCGUUCCAUCUACAGCUCAGACACCUUUAUAGGCAGCCCCAGCCGGUACACCCUAACAACCAGGGUUCCUACCUGGAGCUUGGAGGAAGGCCAGCAUUCUGAUUUAUGCUUUUUGUCAAGGACUAACAUUUAUGUUAAAUUAAAUAUAGCAAAUAUAGCAAAAUCUAUGUAGACGUGGGUCGAAUGUUACAAUA
Messenger RNA from Trichomycterus rosablanca, 2771 nucleotides. It is a transcript of the gene tbx6, whose product is annotated as T-box transcription factor 6. Gene Ontology annotation, biological process: regulation of transcription by RNA polymerase II; cell fate specification; positive regulation of DNA-templated transcription. Gene Ontology annotation, cellular component: nucleus. The coding region runs from base 1 to 2679 and encodes 892 amino acids. Gene Ontology annotation, molecular function: RNA polymerase II cis-regulatory region sequence-specific DNA binding; DNA-binding transcription factor activity, RNA polymerase II-specific. The transcript is spliced from 14 exons. Lineage: Eukaryota; Metazoa; Chordata; Actinopteri; Siluriformes; Trichomycteridae. The record is from RefSeq and is a predicted model, not a curated record.